Molecule: messenger RNA, 1005 nt
Organism: Wasmannia auropunctata (little fire ant)
Lineage: Eukaryota; Metazoa; Arthropoda; Insecta; Hymenoptera; Formicidae
Product: chymotrypsin-1-like
Exons: 5
Coding region: 78-827 (249 amino acids)
Biological process (GO): proteolysis
Molecular function (GO): serine-type endopeptidase activity
Source: RefSeq, a predicted model, not a curated record
UAUAUAUAUAUAUAUACAUAUAAAGUUACGAAUGCAUCUAUCCGCUUCAGUCACAGACAAGAAAUUUACGACCAAAGAUGCAUACGUUCGCUUGUCUUAUAUUUACCAUUCUUGUAUACGCCAUUGAAGGAGCUCCGUCUUCUCAAAUUAUUGGCGGCAGUAACGCUGCCGUCGGCAAAUUUCCGUAUCAAGCGUCAUUGAGAUUAAACGGCUCGCAUAUAUGCGGUGGAUCUAUCCUUGAUAAUCUUAAUGUAUUAACUGCAGCACGUUGUCUUCUCAGAUCAAAAUGUUCACCGGACGAAUUAACGGUUCACGUCGGUUCAAACUUAUUAAACGAAUCAAUGUUUGUUUAUGACGUAGCCGAUGUUAGCGUUCACCAAAAUUACGACGAUUAUUUUCUCAUUAAUGACAUCGCCUUGGUUCAUCUUAAAAGUCCUAUCAAAUAUAACAAGUUAGUGCAACCGAUAAAUCUUGCGAAAUCCGAUGAAAUUAUUACAGGCCUGGAGUGCACGUUAACCGGAUGGGAAAGUAAAAGGAAUGGUGGAAAUAUGUCGAACAGCUUGAAAGUAAUUAAUUUGCUAGUCGAAUCGCAAACAAAAUGUGAGGAAAUAUAUUGGAAAGUGACAAAUAGUCAUAUUUGCGCUGUGGCUCGCAACAACAGUGGACCGUGCGACGAUGAUUAUGGUAGUCCUUUAGUGGCAAGUGGUAGUCCUUCAGUUCAAAUUGGAAUCUAUUCCUUUACUAAUGCUUGCGGAAAUUCAGACCCAGACGUGUACACAAAAGUAACCAGUUUCCUCUCUUGGAUUACCGCGAAUUUGAGGAUUUAAAAGAUAUUAGUUUAAAUAUUAAAAUUCCACUUGUUAUAUAAUUUACAAUUUAAUUAAUGUAUGGUUUGAGCCAAAUUACUUCGCGAAAUAUAUGCUUUUUUGAUCAGUUAAAUAAAUUGUCAAUGCAAAUACCAUAAUAAAAACAAAUCAACUGUCACGUUUGACGCCUAUACGAAAA